GCAACGUUUUCAGAGCAGUGGCAUUAGAACGCACUUAAAUUUUUUGUUGACUAUCGGCAUUUAUUUGAUGAAAGUUAUUUGUUGACAAAAAAAAAUCCUACUAGAGCUACAUAAUCUACCAUUUGUUUAAAUUAUACAUGGGCUCUUGAAUGUUUUAGUUUAAAUAGGCUGGCUACUUUUAAUUGGGGAAAAUCUCCCAACUUGCCCGGCAAGGUGUAAAAUUGAUGUGUGUUGUUCUCUCAUUGCUAUAAGAAUUCAUGAUAAAAUAAAGGACGUAUGAAGUCAUUUUCAGAAGUAAGAUGAAGAAAUUUAAUUUUUUAAGAAAACUUCAAUCUGGAAACAUCCUAAAUAGUAGUAUCAAAAUGCCAUGAUUGAAAUCUAAAUGCGUACAAACCACAUUCAAUAGUUACUGAAUUGCUUCUGGAAUUUAAGGAUCUACAUCAGUGCUUUGCAAAUCACUGUCAAUUGCAUGGCAGAGUAUCCUUCCUGUUGUACCAGUUAUUAGGACUUCUCAUUCCAUUAAUUUAUGAGUUAUGAUUUUUAUUUUAUUCAGUGAGAAGAACCUGGAAACCAAUGAAUAUGAAAUGUCUUAAGUACUAUACAUUGCUUGUACCAGAAAAUACAAUUAUAAACUUUUUGAAACAUAAAAGUAAUGCUCCAAUGUGUCAGUACCACAAACGGAUAAUGCUUUUGAAUUAUGGCAAACAGUUUCAUACUGCAAGCAGCUUAUGUACAGUGCUUCAGUCUGCAUUCAGUCACAUGUACAGCACAGACAGCAGAAAAAGUUAUACAAACCAGGAGAAUAUUAGCAGAAAAGAUUUCCUGGAAGGAAUGUUUCAAGACAGAAAACAGAAACUUGCAGAAAGUCGGCAGAUGAUUUUAAAAGACAUCAAAGAAAAAAAAGAUAAAAUGAAAGAAAAAAUGGAGGAAGUUAUUGAGAAGGAAAAUGUUCUCACAAUACCAAAUUUACUCUGCCUAUUCCGCAUUGCAGCUGCACCAUAUUUGGGAUAUCUUGUUCUACAAUCAGAAUUUCAUCUUGCUGUAGCUAUUUUUGCAUUCGCUGGAGUUACUGACCUGGUUGAUGGCUGGAUAGCUCGGACAUACCCAAGUCAGUCAUCAAAAUUUGGGAGUUUUCUUGAUCCCUUGGCAGACAAAGUCCUAAUAGCAUGUUUGUUUCUAACACUUACAUAUGCUGGAUACAUUCCAAUUGCCUUGACUGGCAUGAUUAUUGCAAGAGAUAUACUUCUGGUUGCUGCUGGUUUCUACAUCCGAUACCAGUCUCUGCCUCCACCUAAGACACUCAGCCGGUAUUUUGAUGCUACACAUGUAACAGCUCAACUAGCACCUACAUAUGUCAGCAAGAUCAACACAGCCAUUCAGCUGUUACUCGCAUGUUCAACCCUGGCUGCUCCUGUCUUCGACUAUGUGGAUCAUCCCUUUUUGCAUGGCUUAUGGUACCUAACUGCAGGCACAACAGCUGCUUCUGCAAUCAGUUACAUUAUUUCUCAAGAUACAUACAAAUAUUUUAGAAUAAAAAAAUGAAAUUAAACUCUUAUAAAUACUGAAGAUGUUCAGUUUAUCAUUAAUGCUAACGUUGAGCUACAAGAGAAGACUGGUAAUUGUAUGUCUAAAUAUUUCAGAGGAUUUAUAAUGAAUCUUUGCUCUUGAGUAAGGGCUAUGUUUUUGUGUAAUAAAUCAAUAUCAAGUUACAAGCAAAUUCCUCUAUGUAUUCUGAAGAACUUAAACUGUGGAGAGAGCACAUAUUAUUGUGAGUUUUGUUGAUAUUUGUGCUAAGGAAUACUUGCUCAUAUCUAACUGAAGCACUGUGAUAUGAAUUUUUAAAGGUAGUUUGUGAAUCAUUCAGAUUUGUGGAAUAUGGCACUGUAGAUAUGAAGACAAUUUUUUUUUGUUCUACUUAUUUUUAAGACAGAUCUUUUGUACAUGAAACCAUCAUUAAAACAUAAAACAAUGUGUCAAAACUA
Schistocerca gregaria is the source of this 1982-nucleotide messenger RNA. It is a transcript of the gene CLS, whose product is annotated as probable cardiolipin synthase (CMP-forming). NCBI's taxonomy places the organism in Eukaryota, Metazoa, Arthropoda, Insecta, Orthoptera, Acrididae. The record is from RefSeq and is a predicted model, not a curated record. Gene Ontology annotation, molecular function: cardiolipin synthase activity. Gene Ontology annotation, biological process: cardiolipin biosynthetic process. Gene Ontology annotation, cellular component: mitochondrion; membrane. The coding region runs from base 574 to 1542 and encodes 322 amino acids. The transcript has 7 exons.